Molecule: messenger RNA, 16550 nt
Organism: Brassica rapa (field mustard)
Lineage: Eukaryota; Viridiplantae; Streptophyta; Magnoliopsida; Brassicales; Brassicaceae
Product: putative FBD-associated F-box protein At1g61330
Source: RefSeq, a predicted model, not a curated record
GAUUUAUCCUAAAAUAUAUUUAUUUAUUUAUUCAAUGUUCUAAAUAUCUUGAUAAGUAUAGAUAUUUAAAUAUAUAUAUAUAUAUAUAUAUAUUUAAAUAACAGUAUAUAUAUAUAUAUCAGUUGAAUAAAUUAAUGUUUAUUGAUUAUCUUAAAUAUCAUUAUAUUAACUAAAUAAAAAUUAAAAUAAUUAUAUUAAAUAAAUUAAUGAUUUAUCUUAAAAUUAUGGAGAAGAUGACAACUACGCAAAUUCACUUUUUAAAUAAUAAUAUAUAUAUGUUGUCAAAAAAACAAUAUAUAUAUAUAUAUCACAUUUAAGUUCUAUGCAAUAUAUAUUAUAUACACCAAAUAAUAUAGUAAAAUUAAUAUAAAUUUCAUAUUUCAAAAAAGAAUAAUUAAUUCUUUAUACUAAAAUCAAAUAUUUUCUUAUCUUAGAAUAAAUAUAUCUUAAAAUAAGAAUUUUAAUUAAGAAAUUUUUUGAAAAUUAAUAUUUCUAUAAAUUAAUAAAAUUUCAAAGUCCAAACAUUAUUAAUUUAUAGAGGUUCUACUAGUUUUUUUUUUCAAAUUUUGUUUUUCCAGAUAUCUAUUUACCACGAACAACUUUGUACGUGAGACAUGAAUGAAAAGGAAGGAAAUUUAGACAUAAAUCAUAAUUCCAUUGAAGACAAACAUGUAUAGUACUUUUGUUGAUUAGUUUUUUUUCUUGGUUUAAAUUAUAGUUUGAUUUACUUAAUUUAAUUUGUUGGUCAGAAUGAUUUUGGUUUAAUUCAAUUGAAACUAUUGUUCUACUAAAAAAAAUCAUAAUUUAAUGGUUAAAUUAAUCAGGUUUUCAAUAACCAGUGUGGUUACCUGUGGCCAAAGAAUUAACAAAUAUGUAGCCAAUGUAAUUUUUUUUGUCAAAUUGCAUUAAAUAUGUGGUCAAUGGAUAAAUAAAUUUAUCAAAAUAUAAAAUCAGUCAAAUUAAGUAAAUCUGCGAUCAAAAGAUAAUAGAUGUAUCAAAUUCAUAUUAAAUCUUUUAAAACCUAAAUAAAUCUGUCAAAAAUAGGUAAAUCAAUGGCCGAAGAAAAAAACUUAAUCUAUCAAAUUUUAUAAAAAUCUGUUAAAAUUAAGUAAAUUUGUCGACAAAUAAACUAAGUUUAAUUAAAUUUGUAAAAAACAUCAUAAAUCUGUGACCAAACGUGACAAAUUUGUAGAAAUCUAAUUAGUUUAUAGCAUUUAAGAUAAAUCUGUCACAAAAAAAUAAAAAUAAGUUUGUAAUUACAUAAAACGUGAACAAAAUAAGUCAACUAGUAAUGUAAUUUUCGUAGUUAUUAGUUUUAUAUCAAAUGAGCUAGGGGUAAAACAUGUACGAAACUAAAUUAGUAAUUAUAAUAAAAUUAGAGUCUUUCUAGUAAUCAACUAAUGAAUUAGGGUUGAACUAAAAUUUCCCCUUAAUUUAUUAAAAAUAUAAUUCUAAAUAUUUAAACUAUCUUUCUUACGUUGUAUUCCGCCUAAAAAUGUUUUUGCUGUCAACUCUCUUAGCGAUUCCAGUGAUCACUUUCGGCAAUAUGGACCAUUUCAUUUGAUGAAAAAAAGAUAUGAAGAAGAAAAAAAAGGAAGAAGAUUGUUGAACCAAAAAAGUUGAAUCAAUGUGAUUCAAUGUCACUCAAUGUCAAAAACAAUAUCAGUUUAGAUAAAAUCAUAAGGUUUUCUCAGAUUUAAAACAUAGAAUGCAUAUCAAAAAAAAGAAGAUAAAAAACGUAUAUGACGUUAGAGUAUAAAUUCUAAUGUGUUUAGAAGGUAGCAUACAUGUAAGGAGUAGUUAUUUUAUCAACGAUAUAUGAUAUAGUAAGAGAUAGAACAUAAAUGAAUGUUAUCUAUAUUUUUCAACAAUGAAGUAAAAAGCGUACAAUAUAUGUUGUACUUUAUAAUAAUAAAUACGUUUGGUUAGAACUGAGGUACCCAUAUUCUAUAUUUAGAUAUACCAUAGAGAAUACUUUAAAAUAUGAAUAGUAACCUUUAUAAAAGGUUGAAGCAAUUAGAACAUUUAUUUAAUCCUUGUAAAUAGUUAUAAUAUGCAAUCUAGCAAAUCUAGAUCAACAUAUCCAAAUUCUUUUUGGAAAUAAAUUUUUGUAUUCCAAAACUUGUAAAAUAAUAUAAGGAUCAUAUUGAUUUUCCAUAAUUUUUUAUUUAUAUUUAGUUUUAAUAUUUUUUUGGUAUUAUUAGGAUAAUUAUUUUAAAACUGACUAUUUAAUACAAAAUUAUAAAGAGACAAAAACAUUCUCAUUAUGGCUUAUUUUGUGGAUUUCUCUUUUAUAAAAAGGUUAAAAAGCAGACUAACAACUUGUUCUUCACUAAAAAAAAACUUAAAUUCUCAAUUCAGUGUUUCCUAAUUUGUGAAUAUAUAUUGCCUAAGUGAUUUAUUGACUAUAUUACUUCCAUUUACAAAAGCAAAACACAAAAACAUAUCCAAAGCUUCCUUUUACCAUGAAAUCAUCUAUAUAAAGAUCAUUACUACUGAAGAAAUAAUUUAUCAUUCCAAGAAAAAUAUUAAAAAUGUCAGAGCCCAAAAAUAAGAAGAUCAAACACAUUGACGAGCUGCCUGAAGAUCUCACUGUAGAGCUGCCUGAACAUCUGGUGGAGUACAUCAUAUCAACAUAUUUGCCCAUCCAAUAUGUUCUACAAAACCAUGUUGUGUCCAAAACAUUCAGGGAAGCAGCAAUUCGAUCCCGAGACCUUGAUUUCGGCAGGAUAUACUCCAGGAGACGUAGUCAAUCAGAGGUUGUACAUAUAAUUGAAGAGAUUUUUAAUCAACACAAAGGAUCAGAAAUCAACCGAUUUGUUCUGAUUCUCAAUCAUAUUGGCGUAGAGGAUAAGGUACUCUCGUGGGUAAAAACAUGCCUAAGUAAAAACAUUCAAGAGCUGACGUUAAACUUCUCCAAAUCCAAGAAAGUCAUGGAUCUCUCUGUUGAUUUCUCGGCCAUCGAGACACUAACUGUCUUGAAUCUAAGGUGGUGUAAAUUCGAAAUACCGAAUAAUACCCCAAAGGGUUUAAGACUCUUGAGGACACUUGCGCUCAUGAAGUCCAACGUAACACCAGAGAUGAUAGAUGCAAUAUUCAGCAACUGCAUUCACCUCGAGACGCUUGAACUAACCAGAUGCAUAACGCAUGGGGUAUUGAGCAUCAAUGCUCACAAUCAUAAGAAGUUCAAGGAACUGGUCCUGUAUUGUAUGCCUAAUCGCUUGCAAAUCAUUUUAGAUGCACCUACUCUUGAAUGCUACAAGUAUGAAGGAUUUGUUAGGAUUCUUGACUUUUCAAAAGUGGACGCACUUAAGGAGGCGAAACUCCAUUAUAUCCAGAAUUACAAUUGGCGUUAUUACGAUUCGUCUAACAUGGUGCUUGCUAACAUGGUGGCCUAUACAGGAGUUCAUGUCCUCUCAACGACAAAUAUCUUUCUUGAGGCAUUCAAGGAAAGAUACAUAGAGGGAGAAAUGAGAAGCCCCAUUUUCAAAUUUUUGAACUUGAAAGAAUUCAGUAUUCUUUUUAAAGCUCCAAACUUGUGUACUCUUUAUCACAUUUCUGAAUUCCUCAAAAGAUCCCCUAAGGUCGAAAAGGUUUUGAUCGAUGUACGUAUCUCUCUAUCUAUCUCAAAAUCAAUAAUUCUCUAACUCUAAUUAAGUUCAUUAAAAUUCUCGUUUGGUAAGUGCAGAUUAAGGAGUUCACAUUUGAACCUGGUAUGCUUUGGAUAAUUCAUCAAAUGUCAUAUAUGGAGAGCAGCAACUGCGAGUUUAACUCUAUCAAGGAAGUCACGAUUGAUGGCUACAAAAACCAUUGGCAUGAGCUUGAUAUAGUGGAGUUCUUUUGCAGGCACGCAAAAUCGCUAAAGAAGUUGAAGUUGAUCAUUCCAAAAAACGUUAAGAAAAGAGCUCGCGGACUCGAUUAUGCUAGGCUGGAUUACCUAAAAAGCAGAUUUACAGGUGUUAUAGUGGAAGUUUAAAUUCAGGAUAUGACCAAGCAUGGCAAACUAUAAUAGCUCUUCUGAUGUGUUUUUUCUAAAAAAAAAUUUAAUGUUAUUUUCUGAGAUUUGAACUCUUUUGUUUUUAGUUUUGGUAAUGUUUAAGCUAUAAACUAUGUCAUGAUCCGCGUAACCUCGCAGAUUUCUUUUCUAGCGAAUGGAAUAAAACAUAUAAAAAUAUAAAUAAUAUGAUGUGUGGUGUUAUAUAAUUUUGUUCUAUAAUAUUUAUUUAUCUAAAUUAAUUAACAUUAUUUUAAUUUAUACAAAACUAAUAGUGAAUCAGUUAUUUUAUAAAUCUGUCGAAAUAUUAGGAAAGUAAAAAUAAUGAAUUUGUUAGUUUAUAAACAGACAAAAUGGAUAUAUUAAAUUGAAAAACAUACAAAACAAUAAUUAAGUUCAAAUGAAUGUUUAUGUUUAAAUAGUAUAAGAUUUAUUGGAAUCAUUGAUAUCAAAGUGGUUUUGGUCUAAUUUGCUCAUAAACUACUCAUACAAAAAAGUUUAGAGUCAUAUAAAAUUGGAAAAACAAUAAUAGAUGCUAAAUUUUAUUACAAUCAAUAAUUAUUUCUUAUUGUGAAAUUACUAUAAAUUACUGUUAGUAAUUUGUUUAGCAUCCAUUAAGUAAGAAAUCAACGUUGGUCAGUAUUACUUCAUUCAUGCUUCAGUUGGUAAAAAUUAGAAGAAGAACAAAUAAGAGGGAACACAAUGCUCCUUAAAAAUUUACACCAUUGGGAGAAAAAUAAUUUGAACAUCCAAACUUGUUUUUCUUCUUGUUCACGAGAAAAGCAGUGAUAUAAACAAUGAGAAAAAGUGAUGAAAUCAAAGAGAAUAGACUUGGAACUGCGAAGAUAACAACAUCCUUUUGACUUCGGAAAACCCAGAUAAAGAAGAAGCUUUCUGAUCAAGAGAGAACCUCUGAUUGCAUACUGACAUUUCUUCAUGUCUCCGUUGAGCGACUCGUAGUCUACUAGUUUGAGAUACAUUUUCAGAAUUGACUUUUCACACAAAUAGCAAACACGCUUAGCUCGAUUAUGGAGUGAAGGCGGAGAUGAUUAAAGUGGUGACGAUGGCGAUGGUGAUGAGCGGCGCCAGAGAUGAUGACGAACGAGAUAAUCGCCGAGACGACGCCGGAGAUAAUGAUGACCGAGAUGAUCGACGCCGGGGAUGACGCAAUCUGUCAUCGUCGAUUUCGUGAUUUAAAUUUUAUUUCAAUUUUUAGAAAAAUGUAAGUAGAGAAAGAAAGGGGUAAAACGGUAAAUGCCAUAUUAAAUGAAACAUUUUUGUGAUUUUGAGCCUUCAUGUCUAGAAUGAGAAGAAAAAGUGGAUAUAAGGCUAUCUAAGGCCAUUUCUUGUUUUUUUUUUAAUGUAAAUCUUAAUUAUAGAUAUAUUUGAAAAGUUGUUUGUUGUUUAAAAUUAUGCCAUUAUAUUACUUUUUACAAUACUUUUAGGUUGUAUAAUUUUGUGAAGUAGUUUUUUGAACUAUUUUAUUAACUAGUUUAACCAAUUAACGUUGAUAUUAACCUACCAACUAUGAUUUGAUGCCACAUUAAAUAUAAUUUUAUCUAAAGUGUUAAGAAGACUAAACGCCAUUAACAAAUAUUUUAAAAUAAGCUUCAGAUUUAAUGGCAAACUAGAGUUGGAACCGCGCGCCCGCGUGAAUGUUUAGUUUUACCAUUUACAAAUAGUCUUAGGCAUUCGCUUCUCGGUUCGGUUCAAGAUCGUUUCUUUUGUUUUUUUUUGGCUUUAGAAAUUUAAGAUCCAUUAGGGUAUUUAAAAAGUUUGGUUUAGUUCCGGUUCAGUUUAACUUUCGGUUAAUUUGGGUUGAAAAAAAAAAUCAGCUUUUCGGAUUAAAUAUCAGAUUUUUGGGGUUUUCAGAUACUAAUUUGGAUAAUUCAAAUAAUUUUAAAUACUUUUGAUAAAUAAAUAUUAUAGUAAUUCGAUUUUUUGGGUAUUUUGACAAUCAAAUAAUCAUAAAACAAUAAUAUUUUAUAAACAUAUAAAUUAUAAUAUAGAAAUUUGGAUAUCCACUUGUUUCUCGGUUUGGUUUGGUUUUGAUCCAGUUCCUGUUUUUAGCUCUAGAGAUAUAGAAUCCAAAAAUAAUAAUUAACAGGAUUUAAAUCUGAACCAAACCUUUUUUUCGGUUUGGCUCGGUUCUGUUCUUCGAUUAUGGGUAAAAGUACCCAAGCCUAAUUACAAAGAUCAAUAGUUUAUAUACUAUAUGUUUGUUUAUAUAUUUUUAUAUAUGAUUGUACAUUAUAAAAAUAGAAUCUAUAAAUACUGAAUAAAUAAAUAAUAGAAAAUAGAAUGGCCGUUCGAUGUCAAAAAAAAAAAUAAUAAUAAUAGAAAUAAUUAUCACUUUAUAUAUAUAGUGAUAUAAAUAAUCACUUUUAUAUAUAUAUAUAUUUACUCUUGAGCUACAUUCACUUUAUAUAUAUAUAUAUAUAUAUAUAUAUAUAUAAAGUGUUGUUUUUAUUUGUAAAUAUAUAAAAAUAGGAAUACAUAAAGUGAAUGAACCAAUUAAAACAGAAAUUAUGUUUAUUAAUUAUUUAAUAUACAUUCCUUUUAUUGUUAAAUAAUUAAUAAACAUAAUAUUAUUUUUUAUAUAAGCCAAACGUGAUUUGCAAAUUUUAAAAAGAGAAUAUACAGAUUGUGCUAGUAAGAUUAAUAUCCUUUUAGUUAUGAUGAUUGCCUUAAAAUAGGAUUUCUUUUUCUGUAAACUAAAAUAGCAAAAGUUUUUAAAUUUUAAUGGUAAACUAAAUAUUUACCGGUAGCUAGGGUUUAAUUCAUUAAGUAAAAUUAGUUUGAGAGUUUUACGUUAAAUACUUAGAGGGUUUUACCCAAAACAAACUUAGUUAAAGGGUUUUAACAUUAAAAAUCCAAUUUUAAAUAUAUUUUGCAUUUUAUACAAACCUAUUUAAUGUAGAAUCUUAUAUUUACGUCUCUUCUCUUGGUAUUGUUUUUGUAUGAGAAGAAAAGUGCUUUUGAAGGUCAAGCUUUCACUCAAUAAUGUUUCGUACAUGUUUUAAAGAAACCUGGAAAAAUACACAAUUGUAACAAAAACAUGAACCAUACGUAAUUGAUUUUGUGGUAUACGUGAAAAUUUUCUUAGAUGAGAAACAGUUCCUCGAUAAUUACACUCUUGAUUAAUCAUGAUAUAUAUUGGAUCAAAUUUAUGUGGUAGGUCUUACACAACUGAUGUAUAAUAUAGCCUAUUGAAUUUUGUAUAAAUUGGAUUUGAUUCUGCACUAACAUAAACUGAUGUAUUUUUGGAAUUGAAUCUAUAUUAAAGACCAAUGGCAUAGGAUUGUAAUUGUUUUGGAAAAAUCAGGAUUAUUUCUUUCUUAUACUCUUAUUUUAAUAGAUUAGAUUAUGUUGUUUUUUUUUUGAACAAAAUCUAGUCUAUACUAUUAAAAGGGAGGCAUUCUUAAAAAAUCUAUUUAUGCAAGGUUAUUUGGACCUAUUAGUUAGACUACCUAUUAGUUAGACUAACACCACAUAAUUCAGCAUAUUUUUAAGCCAAAGUAAUAUUUCAUACAUCAACUCAUAAUUUCUUUAAUGUACAAAAAGAGAUAUUGUAACUAACAACGAUAUUUUACGUAAAGAUUUUAUUAUUUUUUUUAAUACAGAAAAUAACUUAAGGAAAUAGUCAUAACAAACGGAUCAAUAUUAAUGUACUUAUUUUUGGACCCUACAUAUAGAUUAUCGAACAUAUGAUGCAUACCUUUGUAUUACAAACUUAACAAUAUUCAUUCCACUUUUUAAGUGAUGUGUUAUUCAUGUAUAUCUUGACUCUUUUAAUGAAAUGUUAUCACAAAUUUAAUAUCUGAAAUUGAAAACUAUAUCAAUACUAAAAAUAAUUGGUUUUAUAGUAAUGUAAAUUCAUAGUUGUAACUAUGAUAUAAAUAUAUGCGAGGAAAAUUCAUUUUUAAUUUAAAUUUGAUAGCUUGUGUGUUAAUGACAAUAUUUUGAAAACCGAACGGGGCACUGAUUCAACAUUGCACUUGGAUCAAUGGUCGGACAGGUUUAACCGCUAAAUUUUAAUUUAAUUUUAAAUUAAGUAACUAUAUAUGUAAGUAUAACUAUAAAUUAAUUUUGAUAUAAGUUUAUAUCAAUGUUAUAUUUUAAAACUGAUAUGGAAAAAUAAAAUGAAAAAUUCAAAAACUAAAACUAAUUUAUUUAUAUAUGUAGUAGAAAACAAUAUUAAAUUUUGAUGAAAUCUUAUUAAAAUUUACAAUUUUUUUUUAACUUGAAUUUGCCAAAACUGGGUUUUAAUAUUGAACUAGGUCCGAUUUAACUCAAAUUCGGUUUUUAGCACAACUCAGAACCAAUUAGAAGAGCGAGUCAGAAUCCGACUGGUUCGAUCGUACGGUCCGAUCAGAUUUUCAAAACAUUGGUUAAUACAGUUCAAGAAUUAAAAUAUAUAUUUUUAAUAAUGAAUAUCUUUACUACUAAAAACAUACAUAUCAUCUUUAAAUCUAUUUCAAACAAAUCUCACACUAUAAAAAAUAAUGAAUAAUAAAAACAUUAAAAAUCAAUAGUUAUAAUGUGAAACAAAAAAAAAUAUACUAGAUUUAAAAUUUAUUAAAGAUUAUAAACCUCAAACCCGCGCUUUUUAAGCGCGGAUCAAAAUCUAGUCUAUACUAUUAAAAGGGAAGCAUUCUUAAAAAAUCUACUUAUGCAAGGUUAUUUGGACCUAUUAGUUAGACUACCUAUUAGUUAGACUAACACCACAUAAUUCAGCCUAUUUUUAAGCCAAAAUAAUAUUCCAUACAUCAACUCAUAAUUUCUUUAAUGUACAAAAAGAGAUAUUGUAACUAACAACGAUAUUUUACGUAAAGAUUUUAUUAUUAUUAUUUUAAUACAGAAAAUAACUUAAGGAAAUAGUCAUAACAAACGGAUCAAUAUUAAUGUACUUAUUUUUGGACCCUACAUAUAGAUUAUCGAACAUAUGAUGCAUACCUUUGUAUUACAAACUUAACAAUAUUCAUUCCACUUUUUAAGUGAUGUGUUAUUCAUGUAUAUCUUGACUCUUUUAAUGAAAUGUUAUCACAAAUUUAAUAUCUGAAAUUGAAAACUAUAUCAAUACUAAAAAUAAUUGGUUUUAUAAUAAUGUAAAUUGAUAGUUGUAACUAUGAUAUAAAUAUAUGCGAGGAAAAUUCAUUUUUAACUUAAAAUUGAUAGCUUGUGUGUUAAUGACAAUAUUUUGAAAACCGAACGGGGCACUGAUUCAACAUUGCACUUGGAUCAAUGGUCGGACAGGUUUAACCGCUAAAUUUUAAUUUAAUUUUCAAUUAAGUAACUAUAUAUGUAAGUAUAACUAUAAAUUAAUUUUGAUAUAAGUUUAUAUCAAUGUUAUAUUUUAAAACUGAUAUGAAAAAUAAAAUGAAAAAUUCAAAAACUAAAACUAAUUUAUUUAUAUAUGUAGUAGAAAACAAUAUUAAAUUUUGAUGAAAUCUUAUUAAAAUUUACAAUUUUUUUUAACUUGAAUUUGCCAAAACUGGGUUUUAAUAUUGAACUAGGUCCGAUUUAACUCAAAUUCGGUUUUUAGCACAACUCAGAACCAAUUAGAAGAGCGAGUCAGAAUCCGACUGGUUCGAUCGUACGGUCCGAUCAGAUUUUUAAAACAUUGGUUAAUACAGUUCAAGAAUUAAAAUAUAUAUUUUUAAUAAUGAAUUUCUUUACUACUAAAAACAUACAUAUCAUCUUUAAAUCUAUUUCAAACAAAUCUCACACUAUAAAAAAUAAUGAAUAAUAAAAACAUUAAAAAUCAAUAGUUAUAAUGUGAAACAAAAAAAAUUAUACUAGAUUUAAAAUUUAUUAAAGAUUAAAAACCUCAAACCUGCGCUUUUUAAGCGCGGAUCAAAAUCUAGUAUUCUAUUAAAAGGGAAGCAGUCUUGAAAAAUCUACUUAAAAAUGUUGUUUGGACCCUUUCAUUAACUAACAAUAUUUUUGGUCUUACCAUAAUAAUUGACUAAUAAUAUAUUACCUUAUAUUUCUCUAACAAUAAUUUAGUCACUGCUAUAUAUCUUUGUUUUUUUUUUGAACUGAGCUAUAUAUCUUUGUUAGACUUAUUAAAAUCAAAUAUCUUACAAUAAGCAUAACACCAACUUAUUUGAUUUUAAUAAGUCCAACAAAGAUUUAUGGAAAAUAGAAGUUGGAGCCCUGAUACCUUUUGAUAAAACCAAAUAUCUUACCAUACGUAUAACACCAACUUAUUUUGAUUUUAAUAAGUCCAUUCACCAACCAAUAAGUUUAAAACCAAACAUAUUGUUAAUUUUGGAGUAAACAAACCUAUUUACUAUACGUACUGAUAUAUAUAUAUUUAAUAUUGUAUUCUAAUGUUUGUGGAAUAUUUAUACAAACAAGUUAAAAAGUAAUGAUAUAAUAUUUAUAUAAACAAGUGAAAAAAAUGAUCUAAUAUACAUUAAAAUACGAGUCGUUUAAAUCCAUAACUUAAAUACCUGUAAAAUUCUUAAAAUUUUCAGGUAUGUAACUGAUUCGAUUAGGUUUGGGUAUCUAAAACCCAAAGUACCAGUAAGCCUGAAAAUACCUGAGACUCCAAAUAAAUACCCAAAUAAAUAUGCGAAAAGCCCGUAUUUUAACCUAAAUCAUGAAUCGAAAAACUAAAAAUACUUAAAAUUUAAUUUGAAUACCCAAAAUAUAUUUUAAAAUUGGAAUUUUACCCAAAACCUGAAACAAUAACCAAAAACCCAAACUUAAAAUUUAAAAGAAUAUCCAAAUUUAAAACAUAUACGAAAUACCCAUACAUACCUAAUAUACUAAAAAGAUCCGAUUAAUUUGGGUACCUGAUCAGGUCUCGGCUAUGAUCCGGACCAGAUCAAAACCUGUGGGUCUUAAAAAAUAACCAAUAGAUACUUUGUCCUGGACUCGAACCGAACCUAUAUUUUCAAGUCGGUCUUGGUUUGUGUUUUUGGAUCCAGAUAAAAUAGACAGACCAAAAGAGUUAAAUAAAAAUGUACACACAAAAUCUUAAAUAAACUUAUUUAUGAAUUAUAUAAUUUUACAAAAAUUAUCUGCCUCAAUAUAAUAAUAUUUUGUAACAUAAUAAUGUACAACAAUCUACAAAUAUUAAUUCAUAUCAUAUUGUUAUACUUUAAAAAAAACCCGCGCUUUCUAAGCGCGGGUCAAAAUCUAGAAAGCGCGGGUCAAAAACUAGUUAUGUGGUUAAAGACCCCUUUAACCAUUCUUUUUAAUGAACGUUCAUGUUUCUUUAUUGUUCUCAUAAAAGCAAAACACAGGGGUUUCUCAUCCUUCAUCGUUGUCGGUUUCUUCUGAGGGUGUAGAGAGUUGAGGCUCGAUUUCGUCAUUCCUCGGACGAUCCCCCAUUUAACAGGCGGCGUGGGAAGCCUCAGUUCCACCGUUGAGGAGCAUAGAUUCUGCCUCCGACAAGCUAAGGGUUACUGAUGCUCUUGGAAAGGCUGCUCGUUAAAUUUCCUGUUGACGUCUUUUAUAAUCAAGAAAUUUGAUUUCAUCUUUUCCAUUAUGUAUAUGAUUUGAAUCUGAGGUCUUUGAUGUGUUUUGAGCGUGACGUCUCAAACUUCUCCUUUUUGUUUGUUUGCUUGAUCUCUAAUAAUUUUGUUCUUCAGUGCUUCGGAAGAUGUCAAACCUGAUGGUACCAUCCAACUAUACGCCUAUGCAUGUGAAAUUCUUGAAGAAGAUGGGAUAGAGCAAAUAGCCUUUGAUCUCGAGAAGUAAGUUCUUGCUUACCUUCCCAAGUUCAAGUUCAAGUUCCAUUGCACAUGGAUAUGUUAUUAAUAAUUUGUGAAAGAAUAAGCUUUUCUAUGCUUCAGAUACCUACAGCAACAAGAAACAUGAACAGUUUAGUAUAAUUUGAAAAUGUGAUACCAGUUCCUGUAUCUGAUCUUUUCAUUUUUGUCGGUAGGAUUGAUGCUUUUCUGAAAAUGAUCAGAACGGAACUGCUAGCAGGUUGUUCACAGUCUAUAAUGAAACCUACAUCGAUCAAAUCAAGAAAGUGCAAGUUCAGAUGAAUGCUGGUGAAGAUCUCGACUAGGAUGAUCUCACUUAAAGAUUCUCCUAUUUGUAAAGUUAAGACUCCUACACUUGGCUUAUGUUCAAGCCAGAGUACUUAAAGAAAGUUAUCAUUUUGGUCCGAUCCUGGUUAUGUGAAUGAUUUGAUUAUAAAGGCUCUGAAUAACGUUUUGUGCUUGUUUCUAUACUAAAACCCACUUGAGCACUCUUUCAAGCCUUUGUUUUAAUUUGUUUUAAUAUGUUUAACAUAUUCUGGUAAUUUCUUCAUUUGUGGUAAUGUUAGCGAAACCUUCGUAUAUCUGCGUAUCAAUAUCAUUUUCGUAACUAGUUUUGUCGUUCACUGCUAUAGUUUCACUCUUCUUUCCUUUAUGAACACCAAAUAACCAUUUGGAGUUUCCAGAUAUCAAUUUACUACAAACAACUUUUACGUGAGACAUGAAUGAAAAGGAACGAAAUUUAUGACAUAAAUCGUAAUUCCAUUAAAGACAAACACGUCUGGUAACUUUUGUAGAUUAGGUUUAUUUUUCUUGGUUUAAAUUAUAGUUUUGGUUAUAGUUUGAUUUACUUAAAAAAAAAAUUUGAUUUACUUAAUUUAAUUUGUUGGUUAGAAAGAUUUUGGUUUAAUUCAAUUAAAACUAUCAGUAUACAAAAAAAAAUCAGAAUUUAAUGGUUAAAUCCAGUUUUCAAUAACUUUUGGCCAAAAAAUUAACAAAUAUGUUGCCAAUGUAAUUUUUUUUUGUCAAAUUGCAUUAAAUAUGUGGUCAAGGAAUAAAUAAAUUUAUCAAAUUAACAUUAAAGCAGUCAAAAUUAAGUAUAUCUGCGAUAAAAAUAUAAUAAAUAUAUCAAACCCAUAUUAAAUUCUUCAAUAUUACGUAAAUAUGUGAUCAAAAGAUAAUAAAUCUGUUAAAACCUAAAUAAAUCUAUUAAAAAUAUGUAAACCAGUGGCCAAAGAAAAAAAAAAUUAAUCUACCGAAUCUUAUAAAAAUCUGUUAAAGUUAAUUAAAUUUGUCGGCAAAUAAACUAAAUUUAUUUAUUUUUUUUAAAAAACAUAAAUAUGUUGACCAAACGUGAAAAAUUCGUAGAAAUAUAAUUAGUUUAUAGAAAUUAAGAUAAAUCUGCCACAAAAAAAAGUUAAAAAUAAGUUUGUAAUUACAUUAAAACGUGAACAAAAUAAGUCUACUAAUAAUGAGGUUUUCGUAUUUAUUAGUUUUAUAUCAAAGGAGGUAGGGGCAAAACAGGACUAAAUAAAAUUAGUAAUUAUAAUAAAAUUAGAGUAUUUCUGGUAAUCAACUAAUGUAUUAGGGUUAAACGAAAAAUUUCCCAUUAAUUUAUUAAUAAAAUAAUUAUAAAUAUUUAAACUUUCUUUUUUUACGUUGAACAUCUUGUACUCCGCCUAAAAAUGCUUUUGCUGUCAACUCUCUUGGCGAUUCUGGUGAUCACUUUCGGCAAUAAGAACCUUUCAUUUGAUGAAAAACAGAUGCGAAGAAGAAAAAAGAAAAAAGAUCGUUGAAUCAAAAAAGUUGAAUCAAUAUGAUUCAAUGUAACUCAAUGUCAAAAACAAGAUAAGUUUAGAUAAAAUCAUAAGGUUUUCUCAGAUUUAAAACAUAGAAUACAUAUUUAAAAGAAAAAGAUAAAACACAUAUAUAACCGUAGAGUAUAAAUUCUAAUGUGUUUAGAACAUAGCGUACAUGUAAGGAGUAGUUGUUUUAUCUACGAUAUAUGAUAGAGUAAGCGAUAGAACAUAAAUGAACAUUGUCUAUAUUUUUUAACAAUGAAGUAAAAAGUCUACAAUAUAUGUUGUACUUUAUAAUAGUAAAGAGGUUUGGUUAGAACUGAGAUACACAUAUUCUAUAUUUAGAUAUAUCGUAGAGAAUACUUUAAAAUAUGAAUUAUAACAUUUAAAAAAUGUAGAAGCUAGAUCAAUUAGAACAUUUAUUUAGUCUUUGUAAAAAGUUAUAAUAUGCAAUCUAGCAAAUCUAGAUCAACAUAUCCAAAAACAUUUUGGAAUUAAAUUUUUGUAUUUUAAAACUUGUAAAAUAUUUUAAUGAUCAUAUUGAUUUUCCAUAUUUUUAUUUAUAUUUAGUUUUAAUAAUUUUUGGUAUUAUGAAGAUAAUUAUUUUAAAACUGUCUAGUUAAUACAAAAGUGUAAAGAGACAAAAACAUUCUCAUUAUGGCCUAUUUUGUGGAUUUCUCAUUUAUAAAAAGGUUAAAAAGCAGAUUAAAACUUGUUCUUCACUAAAAAAACUUAAAUUCUCAAUAAUGGUAACUUUAUAUUUUAUACAAAAAGACAAACAGAAAAGAGACUACAAUUCAGUGUGUCCUAAUUUGUGAAUAUAUAUUGCCUAAGUGAUUCAUUGACUAUAUUACUUCCAUUUACAAAAGCAAAACACAAAAACAUAUCCAAAGCUUCCUUUUACCAUGAAAUCAUCUAUAUAAAGAUCAUUACUACUGAAGAAAUAAUUUAUCAUUCCAAGAAAAAUAUUAAAAAUGUCAGAGCCCAAAAAUAAGAAGAUCAAACGCAUUGACGAGCUGCCUGAAGAUCUCACUGUAGAGCUGCCUGAACAUCUGGUGGAGUACAUCAUAUCAACGUAUUUCCCCAUCCAAUAUGUUCUACAAAACCGUGUUGUGUCCAAAACAUUCAGGGAAGCAGCGAUUCGAUCCCGAGACCUUGAUUUCGGCAGGAUAUACUCCAGGAGACGUAGUCAAUCAGAGGUUGUACAUAUAAUUGAAGAGAUUUUUAAUCAACACAAAGGAUCAGAAAUCAACCGAUUUGUUCUGAUUCUCAAUCAUAUUGGCGUAGAGGAUAAGGUACUCUCGUGGGUAAAAACAUGCCUAAGUAAAAACAUUCAAGAGCUGAUGUUAAACUUCUCCAAAUCCAAGAAAGUCAUGGAUCUCUCUGUUGAUUUCUCGGCCAUCGAGACACUAACUGUCUUGAAUCUAAGAUGGUGUAAAUUCGAAAUACCGAAUAAUACCCCAAAGGGUUUAAGACUCUUGAGGACACUUGCGCUCAUGAAGUCCAACGUAACACCAGAGAUGAUAGAUGCAAUAUUCAGCAACUGCAUUCACCUCGAGACGCUUGAACUAACCAGAUGCAUAACGCAUGGGGUAUUGAGCAUCAAUGCUCACAAUCAUAAGAAGUUCAAGGAACUGGUCCUGUAUUGUAUGCCUAAUCGCUUGCAAAUCAUUUUAGAUGCACCUACUCUUGAAUGCUACAAGUAUGAAGGAUUUGUUAGGAUUCUUGACUUUUCAAAAGUGGACGCACUUAAGGAGGCGAAACUCCAUUAUAUCCAGAAUUACAAUUGGCGUUAUUACGAUUCGUCUAACAUGGUGCUUGCUAACAUGGUGGCCUAUACAGGAGUUCAUGUCCUCUCAACGACAAAUAUCUUUCUUGAGGCAUUCAAGGAAAGAUACAUAGAGGGAGAAAUGAGAAGCCCCAUUUUCAAAUUUUUGAACUUGAAAGAAUUCAGUAUUCUUUUUAAAGCUCCAAACUUGUGUACUCUUUAUCACAUUUCUGAAUUCCUCAAAAGAUCCCCUAAGGUCGAAAAGGUUUUGAUCGAUAUUAAGGAGUUCACAUUUGAACCUGGUAUGCUUUGGAUAAUUCAUCAAAUGUCAUAUAUGGAGAGCAGCAACUGCGAGUUUAACUCUAUCAAGGAAGUCACGAUUGAUGGCUACAAAAACCAUUGGCAUGAGCUUGAUAUAGUGGAGUUCUUUUGCGGGCACGCAAAAUCGCUAAAGAAGUUGAAGUUGUUCAUGCCAAAAAACAUUAAGAAAAGAGCUCGCGGACUCGAUUAUGCUAGGUUGGAUUACAUAAGAAGCAGAUUUCCAGGUGUUAAAGUGGAAGUUUAAAUUCAGGAUAUGACCAAGCAUGGCAAACUAUAAUAGCUCUUUUGAUGUGUUUUCAGAAAAAAAUAUUUAAUGCUAUUCUCUGAGAUUUGAACUCUUUUGUUUUUAGUUUUGGUAAUGUUUAAGCUAUAAACUAUGUCAUGAUCCGCGUAACCUCGCAGAUUUCUUUUCUAGCUAAUGGAAUAAAACAUAUAAAUAAAUAAAUAAUAUGAUGUGUGGUGUUAUAUAAUUUUGUUCUAUAAUAUUUAUUUUAUUAAAUUAAUUAACAUUAUUAUAAUUUAUGCAAAUUAAUAGUGAAUCAGGUAUUUAUAAAUCUGUCGAAAUAUUAGGAAAGUAAAACUAAUGAAUUUGUUAGGUUAUAAACAUACAAAAUGAGAUGUAUUAAAUUUAAAAACAUACAAAACAUUAAUUAAGUUCAAAUGAAUGUUUCUGUUUAAAUAGUAUAAGAUUUAUUGGGAUCAUUGAUAUCAAAGUGGUUUUGGUCUAAUUUGCUCAUACACUACCCAUAAAAAGAAGUAUAGAGUCAUAUAAAAUUGGAAAAACAACUAAAUUUUAUUAUAAUCAAUAAUUAUUGCUAAUUGUGAAAUUAGCAUAAAUUACUGUUAGUAAUUUGUUUAACAUCCAUUAAGUAAGAAAUCAACGCUGAUCAGUAUCAGAAGAAGAACAAAUAAGAGGAAACACAAUGCUCCUUAAAAAUUUAUACCAU